AUGAAACGAGGACACUCCGAAUCUCCCUCCAGCUCUGCUCCUCCUCCUUCCUCCAGAUUCAAAUCAAAUCCCGAAGGUGAUUCUCAGUUUCUGGAAGAUGAGAGCACAAAGAAUUUCGCGAGGAAGGUAGCUGAUCAUUACAGUAGGAGAACAAACCAAACGUUGGAAGAGCGAGAAGCUAGUCCCAUCAUUCAUUUGAAGAAACUUAACAACUGGAUUAAAAGUGUGUUGAUCCAGCUUUAUGCUCGUCCUGACGAUGCUGUUCUUGAUCUUGCCUGUGGGAAGGGUGGUGAUUUGAUAAAGUGGGAUAAGGCGAGGAUCGGGUACUAUGUUGGAAUCGAUAUAGCUGAAGGGUCGAUUGAAGAUUGUCGAACGCGUUAUAAUGGUGACGCAGACCAUCAUCAACGCCGUAAAAAGUUCAGUUUUCCAUCCCGUUUACUAUGUGGGGAUUGUUUUGAGGUAGAGCUAGACAAGAUUCUUGAAGAGGAUGCUCCUUUUGAUAUCUGCAGUUGCCAGUUUGCUAUGCAUUACUCAUGGACAACUGAGGCACGUGCACGGCGAGCUUUAGCAAAUGUUUCAGCUUUACUUCGUCCUGGAGGCGUCUUUAUCGGAACAAUGCCAGAUGCCAAUGUUAUUAUCAAAAAACUCAGAGAAGCUGAAGGUUUGGAGAUUGGUAAUAGUGUAUACUGGAUUCGUUUUGGUGAAGAACACUCCCAAAAGAAGUUCAAAUCUAGCAGCCCCUUUGGUAUCGAAUACGUAUUUCAUCUUGAGGAUGCUGUUGAUUGUCCUGAAUGGAUUGUUCCCUUUAACGUCUUCAAGUCUUUAGCCGAAGAGUAUGAUUUAGAGUUGGUAUUUGUGAAGAACUCACACGAGUUUGUCCAUGAGUAUAUGAAAAAGCCAGAGUUUGUAGAACUCAUGAGAAGGCUUGGUGCUUUGGGUGAUGGUAACCAUGAUCAAAGCACAUUAUCAGCUGAUGAAUGGGAAGCUGCAUAUCUAUACCUCUCAUUUGUCUUGAGAAAGAGAGGAGAAUCAGAUGGAGCUCAAAGGAAAGGCCGGAGGAAGAAUGGGAAGAUGAACUUAUCGAAAGACGAUGUUUUGUAUAUCGAUAACUGA
Messenger RNA from Microthlaspi erraticum, 1113 nucleotides. Lineage: Eukaryota; Viridiplantae; Streptophyta; Magnoliopsida; Brassicales; Brassicaceae. The record is from the annotation of a GenBank genome assembly.